UGGUCUAAUUUUUAAUUUUUGUCAAAAGAUUGUUGUCAUCUGAUUGUCAUCCGUAUUUACUUCAAAAGUGCAGAUUACGUGAAAUUUUAAGGAUGUCUCUGGGACCGUUCUUGCGUUCUCCGAUCACGGAUUUGACCGCCUCGAUUGUCAACUACCAGCAGUACGACAAAUGCGGCGAGCUCGAAAUGGCAUCGAUCGACUGUCUGGAAGCUUACGGGACGAUCAGGGGAGCGGAAAAAUGUGCUGAUAUUUUGAGCGAUUUCAAAGAAUGCGCCACUAUGCAUGUGCAGAUGAAGCGCUUCCAGGCAAUGCGUUUGGAGAGACAUCGUCAGGGUCUGCUUGGGGAUAGGAAAUCCAGUGAAUACUAUGCCAAACCUCCACGCAUUGAUGCUUAUUAGUUUGAAUUAUAGAAGUUUUGAUGGAUGAAUAAACUAUACAUCAUCGUA
This is a messenger RNA of Armigeres subalbatus, 446 nucleotides long. RefSeq lists its product as uncharacterized. The transcript is spliced from 3 exons. The coding region runs from base 93 to 398 and encodes 101 amino acids. NCBI's taxonomy places the organism in Eukaryota, Metazoa, Arthropoda, Insecta, Diptera, Culicidae. The record is from RefSeq and is a predicted model, not a curated record.